GAGAAGUUCUCUCACGCGUCCACCACCAAUUGAUGCCCAUUAGUCUACCCUUCCAUGUUUCCCGUAUCCCGUAUCCUGGCUUUUCCUCCCAGCAUCCGUCAAACGCUCCUUCAAACAACUCCCAAAUGCCUCCUUAUCCGCCAUCAUCGGACUCUCAUAACUCUCGCUAUCGAAACAUCUUGCGAUGACACGGCCGUAGCUGUCCUGGAGACAAGGACCUCAAGCAGAGCCAUUCAUGAAGGCGAACCGCGCGCCGUCCUCCACUUUCAUAAGAAAAUCACCUCCAACAGCUCAGCUUUCGGAGGAGUUCAUCCGCUCGUCGCCCUCGAAUCCCAUCAAGUAUCUCUGGCAGACCUCGUGAAUGAAGCGAUCCGGGAACUUCCAAUGAAUAACCCACCGUAUGUUAAUGGAGCAAUUAUAAACCACGACUUUGGCUCAGAGGGCGGGCCCAAAGCCCUUAGGGAUGGGAAAGAGUACCAGGAAAGUGAUCCAGAGCAUCCUUCAAGAGCCAAAAACAAAAGACACCCAGAUUUCAUCUCUGUUACCCGCGGUCCGGGAAUGCGUUCCAACCUUUGCACUGGCAUCGACACAGCCAAAGGUCUGGCAGUAGCAUGGCAAAUACCUCUGGUGGGAGUCCAUCACAUGCAAGCACAUGCUCUCACACCUCGACUUGUUGCUGCUUUACAGCCCGUGAAGUCAAGGCUUUCCUGGCAACAUGGCGAUACUGGCCCAAGGAUUCCCGAAUUCCCCUUUCUCUCGGUCCUAGUCUCUGGCGGUCAUACCCUACUUGUACUAUCUGAGUCACUUACGGAGCACAGAGUUCUUGCAUCAACAGCUGAUAUAGCCAUAGGCCAGUUCUUGGAUAAAGUUGCUCGUGUGGUGCUUCCAAAAGAAUACCUUGAACGGGCCGAGGGCACUAUGUAUGGUGCUUUGCUUGAGAAGUUUGCAUUUGCCGAUAUCUCCGAGGAUAAUGUUUCAGAACAAAAACUCAAAAUGGACCCAUCCGCCAACGUUGUGAAAGACCGUCUAUGGUGGGACGGGUAUGCAAAUUACAAGCCUCCAUAUAAAAUGGAACACACUACUGCGGGAGAUUACCUGUUGCGCAGAUUCUCAGAUACAAACGUCCAAGAAUAUCACUACGACGCCUCUAGUAAUCAGAAGAAGGGUGACUCCAAGCCAGUGACUGAGUGGGGUUGGAGGUUCAGUCCACCGCUUUCAAACUCGGCCGGAGGAGCAAAGCACAAUAGCUUAGAAUUCAGCUUCUCCGGGUUGACAACCGCCGUUCAGCGUGCUGUGAAGUUCUGUUUCGACAAGACAUCCGGGAAGAUCACCGACGUAGAAAGAGACGCGGACUUAAUCAGCCUUAUUGAGCGCAAGACCAUGGCUCGAGAAGCUAUGCGAGCUGCCUUUGAGCAUCUAGCUAGCCGUGUUGUUCUCGGAUUACACCAAAUAAAGCUGACAAACCCUGACCUAGCAAGUCAACUGAUGUCUUGUGUUGUCAGUGGAGGCGUAGCAUCAAACGGUUACUUGAGACAUAUUCUGGCGAGUAACCUUGCUGCUCACGGCUAUCAGAGCAUGAGCAUGUACUUCCCACCGCCAAGCCUUUGCACGGAUAACGCUGCUAUGAUAGCCUGGGCCGGAAUGGAGAUGUAUGAGGCCGGCUUUGAAGAUGGCUACUCUAUUCGCGCUAUUCGAAAGUGGCCUUUGGAGAAUUUAGUCAACGAGAUUCCCACCAGCGGCUAAGCUGCUCUUCUUUCCUAGUCUGCCAUACGCCUUGUCAUACCAAGGGUAGUGCGCA
Mytilinidion resinicola is the source of this 1798-nucleotide messenger RNA. RefSeq lists its product as uncharacterized. Gene Ontology annotation, cellular component: mitochondrion. The transcript has 3 exons. Gene Ontology annotation, biological process: mitochondrial tRNA threonylcarbamoyladenosine modification. NCBI's taxonomy places the organism in Eukaryota, Fungi, Ascomycota, Dothideomycetes, Mytilinidiales, Mytilinidiaceae. The coding region runs from base 55 to 1743 and encodes 562 amino acids. The record is from RefSeq and is a predicted model, not a curated record.